Ostertagia ostertagi is the source of this 2544-nucleotide messenger RNA. Lineage: Eukaryota; Metazoa; Nematoda; Chromadorea; Rhabditida; Trichostrongylidae. The record is from the annotation of a GenBank genome assembly.
AUGGCGUUAUCGUGGAGCCGUCAUGUCCGGCUAUCAGUAUGUACUGUAAACAAUUGGGCAUUAGAUUUCACAGGGAACUGCCGGCGUAUUCUGAAAACUUGCGAAGACGCGUACAAUCAGGGUGCUCGGUUGAGACUUGGUCCUGAGCUCGAAAUUCCUGGCUACGGAUGCGCUGAUCACCACUUCGAGAUUGACACAGAACUUCAUUCAUGGGAAAUUUUGAAGAAGAUCGUGGACAAGUCGAAAGAGUGGCCGAGUCUCAUGAUAGUCACCGGAAUGCCUGUUCGUCACAGAAUGCUUUUAUAUAACUGCCUGGUAGCACUUGCUAAAUGGGUAGGUUGUUUCUGUGUAUUGAAUACGUCGAUACCGUUGGUGACGAGGCAGUUUCACAAGAGGUUACAAUGGUGUCUCCAGGGCUGCCGUCAUGUCCGGCUAUCAGUAUGUACUGUAAACAAUUGGGCAUUAGAUUUCACAGGGAACUGCCGGCGUAUUCUGAAAACUUGCGAAGACGCGUACAAUCAGGGUGCUCGGUUGAGACUUGGUCCUGAGCUCGAAAUUCCUGGCUACGGAUGCGCUGAUCACCACUUCGAGAUUGACACAGAACUUCAUUCAUGGGAAAUUUUGAAGAAGAUCGUGGACAAGUCGAAAGAUUGGCCGAGUCUCAUGAUAGUCACCGGAAUGCCUGUUCGUCACAGAAUGCUUUUAUAUAACUGCCUGGUAGCACUUCUAAAUGGCAAAAUCCUAUUGAUACGUCCGAAAAUGGCUUUGUGUGAUGAUGAUGUUUAUCGGGAAAGUAGGUGGUUUGUGAGGUGGACCAAGCCAUUGUCCACGAAAACAGUUCCAUUUGGAGACGGGAUUUUGUAUUCUGCCGACAAAGUCAGUAUUGGCUUUGAAAUUUGUGAAGAGCUAUGGUCUGCUCGUUCGCGACAUUUAGAACUAGGAUUACGUGGAGUAGAUAUUAUAUGCAACGGUAGCGGUAGUAUGCAUAUCCUCGGAAGAUCUAAUUACCGAAUCAAUCAGCUUAUUCUCGGUAGUAGUUACAAGACUGGAGGUAUUUACCUAUUCAGCAACCAUCGUGGUUGUGAUGGUGACAGGGUUUACUACGAUGGAUCCUCGUCAAUCGCUCAGAACGGGAAACUGUAUGCGCAAAUUCAUCAGUUCGAUAUUGAAGAUACCGUAUGCAACCCGUCUUAUAUUAUGCUUUUUUCCCGCCUUCAUGCGCCCUUUCCUGAAAACGUUCUAUUACAGUGUGUGGCGACAGCGGUGUUGGAUCUCAACGAGACAGUUUUGUAUCGUAAUAAAAAUUCGAGCAAUCGCUACGAGAAGAUGCACUUGCAGGCCUCUCUUCUUCCGGAGUUCACCACAAUUCCUUUCGAUGGCAAAGUCACGUUAGACCAACCUGCGCUGCGCCUGAGCGAGCAGAUGACUGAUAUAGAACGCCUACAAUUAGACCCUGUUGAAGAACUAUGUCACGGGCCUCCAGCUUGGUUAUGGCACUAUUUGAGGAGAAGCAAGAUGGGUGGUUUCUUUUUACCGCUUUCGGGUGGACAGGACAGCUCUUCGGUUGCUGCCAUGGUUCGGCUAAUGUGCAACAAAGUAUGUGGAGCUGUGAAGCACCGUAGGCUCACCGACGGUGGAGAUGAUCCUGCUUAUUAUUUGAAUGGAGAACGUGUUGGUGAAGAUCCAGCCGAACUGUGCCAUAAGAUCUUCUUUACGUGCUACAUGGCUAGUGAACACUCUUCCGCCGAAACAAGGGCGUGUGCUGAUGGUUUAGCAAAGGACAUAAACAGUAAUCAUUCCAGCAUGUUCAUUGACACGGUUGUAUCUGCCGCAUUGUCUGCAUUCAAGCUUGCAAAAGGGUUCAUACCGAGUUUUGAUAGUAAUGAUUCUCGGGAAGGAUUAGCCCUGCAAAAUUUGCAAGCGAGAAUAAGAAUGGUUUUUUCUUACUUGUUUGCACAGCUAUCUCUCAUAAAGGAAGGACGACCAGGGAGCCUCCUUGUAUUAGGUUCAUCUAACGUCGAUGAGUUGCUGGUUGGUUAUUUGACAAAAUAUGACUGCUCGUCUGCCGAUAUCAAUCCCAUAGGGUCAGUCAGCAAAGUGGAUUUACGCAAUUUUUUGCGUAAGGUUCAUGACGAACAUGGAAUGACGUCAUUGAAAGCGGUUAUCGAUUCUGUUCCAACUGCGGAACUCCGACCACUUGUGAAUGGAGCCAUAUCGCAAACGGAUGAGGAUGAAAUAGGUCUCACCUACGACGAAUUGUCAGUUAUUGGACAGAUGAGGCGUCCACGGUGUUUGGGACCAUAUGCGACAUUCUUAGCUCUUUGUUCCAUCUGGUAUCCAAAAUAUUCUUACGAAGAGAUCGAGAGUAAGGUCAAGAACUUUUUCUGGCGGUAUCGUGUCAACAGACACAAGGCCACUGUAGCAACUCCGGCAUAUUAUGCGAACUGGUAUAGUCCAGAUGACCAUCGUAAUGACCACAGACCAUUUUUAUACCCUGACAUGGAGCACCAAUUUGAGAUGAUCAGGGCAAAGACCAUUGUUUGA